UUUCACAGAAGCGUAGGACAUUUUCGACUGGGCAAUUAUGCGCAGGGUUUUGAAGGAAUGGUUGAAUACAUCGUUUCCGCAUAUGGAAGCGCGCACAUUGUUCAAACUCCAGCCAUCGGAGACGGCGUGUUUCCAACUAACACUCAAACACUUUCUACAUUCCCUUCUUCUUCUGGGACAGGGCAAUUCACAGCUAUUCAAGGAGUUCGUCAAAAGACAAACAUCAACAAACUGGAGAGAUUCGAUUUCGAUGAAAUUCCUGAGGAGGAACGACUUUGGGUUCGAAUUCUAGUGAAAGCAUUAGCACAAUGUGGAGACGAUCUUAGCAAUUUAACUUUUCAUGUAAAAGCGAUAGCUGAAGAAGCGAUGGAUAUUUCCUUGAAGCUGAUUAGUGAUCUUCAUUACAAUAAAAUUGAAGAAGAAUUGCAGAAUACAGAUAAGGAAUCGAAAGAUCGGGAAAAGGCUUGGCUUCGCAUGAAACCCUAUCUUGAAAAUUUGUAUUCAAAAUAUAAAGAAAUGCCUAAUAACUUAGAUCAGUGCCCAGAAAGAAAAACAUAA
This is a messenger RNA of Meloidogyne enterolobii, 558 nucleotides long. The record is from the annotation of a GenBank genome assembly. NCBI's taxonomy places the organism in Eukaryota, Metazoa, Nematoda, Chromadorea, Rhabditida, Meloidogynidae.